AUGAAAAGCAGCGAAAUUCUUGGCAUGCUUGGAGAAAUCAAGGAGAGACUGCACAAUCUGCAGAAACAAAGAAUGCACAUUCCAAACCGAAGAGCCGCGUGGCUUCCUUUCUGCUCUGCCCUAGACGUGCUGCAAAAAAUAGCAAGAGAGGAGGAGUACCUGCACGCCAAGGCAGCAGAGCUGAAGGAGAGGCUGCCCAUGCACGCGAAGGGGCUGGGCAAAACAUGCUGCUCGCCCGAGGUGCACACAAUGAUGCGCCCAGACACACAUUAA
Messenger RNA from Nematocida major, 273 nucleotides. RefSeq lists its product as uncharacterized. Lineage: Eukaryota; Fungi; Microsporidia. Bases 1 to 273 code for a protein of 90 amino acids. The transcript has a single exon. The record is from RefSeq and is a predicted model, not a curated record.